This is a messenger RNA of Phycomyces blakesleeanus NRRL 1555(-), 477 nucleotides long. RefSeq lists its product as hypothetical. The transcript is spliced from 3 exons. The coding region runs from base 1 to 477 and encodes 158 amino acids. NCBI's taxonomy places the organism in Eukaryota, Fungi, Mucoromycota, Mucoromycetes, Mucorales, Phycomycetaceae. The record is from RefSeq and is a predicted model, not a curated record.
AUGCCGAUUCACAAGCAACCCGGGAACGAAAUAAAUCGGGUGGAGACUGCAUCUGAGGUUGACGAUAGUGCUCAUGUUUCUCUUGAUAUAGUGACGACCCCCACAUCCAUUGAAGAGCAAGAAGAAGAAAAAACAACAAGACAUUGUUACAAGACGGCCGUACCACCAGUAUUCAACGCAUCAAAUCAACCUGAAAGGGACAGAGAAAAUGAAAUAAAAUCUCGGAUAGCAUAUUUAAGGGAUAUAAGGCCAAUGCCAUAUACUGAUUAUGAAGGAAAAGAGCACAGCUUACUAGCUGCGCCAAAAUUGUGCCCAAAGAAAGAAAGACAACCAUUGAAGAUGAUUCACUCAAAGUUUCUUCCCCUUCCAUCUGCAAUACCAUUCUGGAUCAACAGUCCUACAGGGCCAAUAUUUUAUAGUGGGGCACGAAGUUUCUAUUUGACCUGGCCAUGCUCGGGUUACAGCGUCUUUCUUUAA